Messenger RNA from Gossypium raimondii (Peruvian cotton), 1872 nucleotides. RefSeq lists its product as uncharacterized. The record is from RefSeq and is a predicted model, not a curated record. Lineage: Eukaryota; Viridiplantae; Streptophyta; Magnoliopsida; Malvales; Malvaceae. The transcript has 6 exons. Bases 209 to 1651 code for a protein of 480 amino acids.
UUCAAUAAAUUCCAAAAAAAAAAAAAAAAAGAACCCUACGUCAUUGCGGCGUGACACUCUCCUGCGCAAGGUGAACUUGGCUCUCUCGCUCACCAAUCAAAGUUCAAUACGGAAACAAAGAGACUCGAAUGCCAGGGAUUAGUUAUUAACUCACUUAUAAUGAAUUUAAGGAGUCCUUGACUUGGAGCUAAAAAACAAGUCGAAAUCAAUGACGGAAGUGGUUUCGAAUAAUAACGAAAAUGGAAACUUGCCCCUUGAUUCCAAAGAUAAGAUUAUGCAUUGUGUGAGUAAUUGUGAGGACCAUGGCUUUGUUGAGGAAACCUUUAGUGGAGUAGAACCACCAAAGAUACACGAAGGAAAUCAGGAUGUGGACAUUAACAUAACUGAAUGUACAAAUUCUGGCGUUGAUAGGUUACCUGUCACCGAAUUUCAGGAUGCCACUGAUAAGUCGAGUUCUUUCGGUGGCACAAUGUCUGGGGAUGAGAACGAUUCUGCAAUAAGUGAUGCUGAAGUUGAAUCAGCAUUAUCUGGUGGCAGUCCGUUCGGAUCUCUGUUUGAUGGAUUGUUUCAAAUGAGGAAGAGAAAGUUGACAGAUCAUUGGAGGAGGUUUAUUCAUCCUCUUAUGUGGCGAUUUAAAUGGUUAGAGCUGCAGCUUAAGGAACUUAAGUCUCAAGCAUCAAGAUAUGAUAGAGAGAUUGUGGAAUAUGAUCAGAAAAGGAAGUUUGAAUAUGAAAAGUUCACAAUUGAAGGGCUUAAUGUAAAGUCACAACCCUUUCAAUGUCAAGUUCAAAGGAAGAAAGUAAUGAAGAGGAGGAAAAGAAAACGGAUUGAAAAUACUACUGAUUUAGUAUCUUACAUGUCAUGUCAUAACAUCUACUCGUAUUAUGAAAGUAAGAAAUCUGUCAUUGCUACUGCCACUCUGGAUGAUGAUAAUGGUAAAUUAGGAACCAAAACAGACUACACCAAUGAUGACUAUGGAUUUAUUGAUGACUUGUCUCAUCUUGAAUUCAGUGACACUGAUACUCUGUCGGAACAGAUCCUUAGAAAGAUUGAUCUUCUUCAAUCGCAAGCUCGUAAACUAAAGACCAGAGUUGACAAGACGGUGACUGAAAGUCCUCGAAAGUUCUCUUCCAUUAAUAUGUUGAGUUCACCUGCAUUAACCGGUUCUAGAAAUCAACCUUCUCCAACUCGGAGUGGAGAUAGAGCCCUGGUUAGAUCGCAACAUACUUCAUCCCAGCAUCGAUCUGAAUGUCACUUUAGAGUUCUUUUUAGGCCUGGAAGUGCAGUCUCAAGCCAUGGAGAGGUGACUCCCUUUCCUGAUAUGAUUGAGGGCUCCGGUCAGCAUCUUGCUGGGAUUUCUUAUGAAAAUAAGGAGGAUGAUAUUUUGAUACAUAAUCAGGCUGCCAAGGAAGAGUUGCAAAAUUUUCAAAGUGGUUUAACUCAGAAGGCAGAGGAAUCGUGGAUUCCAAUUGAAAAUUCUAAGACAGUUUCUACUGCUCUUGCUCCUGCAGAUAACCCCCCUACAAACCCUCCUGUUCCACCAAAUGUGAAGUUAACUUCUACUUCCAAGUCAAAGGGCCCUAGCAACAAAAGGAAGAGAGGAAAAAGAAAAUCAGGCACAGGUAAGUGGAGUCGGAGAUCCUCAGGUUAGCUAAAUUUAUUAAGUUGGGAUUUUGUAUGUAUACAUGUUAUGAGAAAAGAACACCUGGAAGGGCAGUGGUAAACUUUUGAUGCUAUCUAUAAUUAUAUCUUUGUACAUGCUUAGUAUCUAUUUCCCAACCUUCUUGUUGCAUCAAGUAUGGUUUGUACAUGCACUUCUCACCCUGAGGGGUCACACUUCUUCAGUAUAGAUGCCAUGUGGUAUUCUAAGUA